Molecule: messenger RNA, 1093 nt
Organism: Amphimedon queenslandica
Lineage: Eukaryota; Metazoa; Porifera; Demospongiae; Haplosclerida; Niphatidae
Product: serine/threonine-protein phosphatase 2A activator-like
Exons: 9
Coding region: 31-957 (308 amino acids)
Biological process (GO): mitotic spindle organization
Cellular component (GO): protein phosphatase type 2A complex; nucleus; cytoplasm
Molecular function (GO): protein tyrosine phosphatase activator activity; peptidyl-prolyl cis-trans isomerase activity
Source: RefSeq, a predicted model, not a curated record
GAUUGUGACUUUUAAAUAUCCGGAAUCAAAAUGGCGUCCGAUCAUGUGUUCAAACGUCCCGAGAGGCUUAUAAAAAAUGAAGCAAGCAUGGACAAAUGGCUCAAUUCAGAAGCCUAUUCCAAUUUCAUUGGUUGGAUAAAAAUCCUCUCAGAAUCAGUUAGAGGCAAGACUGUAUCCAGUGCUCCUCCAGGAUCUGAGGCUACGAAGAAAGUUCUCUCGGUAUUGGAUCAGCUGUCGGUGUGGGUGGAUGAGAUACCUGCUGUCGAUCAGCCUCAGAGAUUUGGAAACAUUGCUUUUCGCUCCUGGCUCGAUAAAGUGAAAGCUAAUGCCAGACAAUUAAUUGAGUCAAUACUACCUGAAGAUCUUAAAGGAGCCGCAGUAGAAUUAGAAGUCUAUUUCUUAGAGGGUUUUGGUAACUACACUAGGAUUGAUUAUGGCACUGGUCACGAGGCAAAGUUUAUGGCAUUUCUGUGCUGUUUGAUGCAGAUCCGUGCCAUACCAUUGGAAGACAAAGAAGCUGUUGUACUGAGGAUAGCAGUAAAGUACCUUGAUUUAAUGCGCAAAAUUCAAAAGGUCUAUCGAUUAGAGCCAGCUGGCAGCCAUGGAGUAUGGGGACUGGACGAUUAUCAGUUUAUACCUUUUAUAUGGGGAGCAGCCCAACUUAUUGGUCUGGAGGAUUUAUUGCACCCAAGGCAGAUCCCCGAUCCAAUCGUUGCUGAUAAAAAUAAAGAGGACUAUAUCUUCAUGUCUUGCCUUAACUACAUACAUGAAGUAAAGAAAGGUGUUUUUGCUGAGCAUUCUAAUGUACUCUGGGGCAUUAGCUCUUUAUCUGAAUGGAAUCGUGUCCAUUCUGGCCUACUUAAGAUGUACAAAGGAGAAGUGCUUGAUAAAUUCCCUGUUGCUCAGCAUUUUCCUUUUGGGACCAUCCUAAGCAUAGAGCCAGCCACUACUAAAUGAUAUCACCUUUUAUAUUGUGUGUAUGUGUUACAUAGACUUUUUCCAUGUGUCGAUCGUUGUUGACUUUAUCAUUUAUCUUUUUUUGUUAGCAAAUUUUCUUUUAAGAAAAAAGGUUGUAGUACCUCUUUUAAAAGUU